This is a messenger RNA of Centropristis striata (black sea bass), 1675 nucleotides long. RefSeq names its product forkhead box L1 (gene foxl1). Gene Ontology annotation, biological process: cell differentiation; regulation of transcription by RNA polymerase II; anatomical structure morphogenesis. Bases 124 to 1296 code for a protein of 390 amino acids. Lineage: Eukaryota; Metazoa; Chordata; Actinopteri; Perciformes; Serranidae. The transcript has a single exon. Gene Ontology annotation, molecular function: RNA polymerase II cis-regulatory region sequence-specific DNA binding; DNA-binding transcription factor activity, RNA polymerase II-specific. The record is from RefSeq and is a predicted model, not a curated record.
ACGUACAACAAUUAUUAACAUUUUCUGGGGCCCUCAUGAGGCUGGGGAGUCAGUCAGUGGUGGAGAGGAGCUCCGGGAGCAGGCUCAACUUUCCCCGGGACACACUGCAGCUUCCCCGGCGUCAUGACUCUCUACCACGGCCGUCUGCCGUCUCUCGGAGUGCCAUCGUCGGCUCUGAGCCUCUCCGCCCCCCCGCUCAUCUACUUGUACGGAGGGGACAGUGGAGGGGUUGUGCCUGCCGCCCUGAGCUUCAUGCCGGCCCGCCAGGAGCCUCCACAGAAGCCGCCCUACAGCUACAUCGCGCUCAUCGCCAUGGCAAUCAAGAGCGCGCCGGAGCAGCGCGCAACGCUCAGCGGCAUCUACCAGUUCAUCAUGGACCGGUUCCCCUUUUAUCACGACAACAAGCAGGGCUGGCAGAACUCCAUCCGCCACAACCUCUCCCUGAACGACUGCUUCAUCAAGGUGCCCAGAGAGAAGGGCCGGCCCGGCAAAGGCAGCUACUGGACGCUGGAUACAAAGUGCCUGGAUAUGUUUGAGAACGGCAACUACCGUCGGAGGAAGAGGAAGGCGAAAGGCCAGCAGGAGGCUUUGGACUCCAAAGCUGGUGGUCACAAGCGCACUAAGGGUCAAGGACCCUCCAGGGACCCUCAAGCCUCUCUUAAAAAUCCGCCGGGCUCAGGGAUAGCAGAGGUGUCAGCGCGGCAGGAUGUGGAGAGGAUGGAGACCCAACCUGACGCAAAGGCGGUUCUUGUCGAGUUUAAUGAACAGUCGCAAAAUCCCCACAUUCAGGGGACUAAAGUGUCCCCGAACCAAGACACCACUGCGUCCACUGGUAGGAGGCUUGACGCCCCCCAGCCCGUGACAUGUCCCGCUCCGAGACACGCUGCGCUGUGGCUGGACGGAGCGCACGUUCCGGGCGCGCCCCUCCGCCGGGAGCCAGAGGAGAGGAGGUCUGCUUUCAGCGGGAGAGAAAAAGAGAGAGGUCCGCUCUGCGCCGUACCUUUCGCAGGAAACACAAACUUGUCUGCACUUGUGCAGGACAGGCCGAAAGGAAAUGUACCGAGCAGGGACAAGUCUAAAGGUUUUAGCAUCGAGAGCAUCUUAUCGAAAAGUGAAGACGAAAUGCGCAGCAGCAUCCUCGGUUUGUCGGCGGAGACAUGCGCAGAGCGCACAAGCCCCGUGUUGGGUUCUUCUGUGGUCCUCGGUGCUCGACCACAUCAGCUGUACCAGAUGGGAUUCCCCUUCUGCUCUUACCUGUCACUCACCUUCCCAGACAAAGUGCUGCAUUUUAAAUGAGUAGCCUACAAUCAUGAAUUUAGACUUUACGCAUGGAUACGUGCAAAUGUCAACUCUGUAAUUACAUUUUCACGACGAAUUACUUUGAGAAGUUUAUUAAUCUGCUUUUUUCAAGAUCUCUGUAAUGUUAAGACAAUGAUAAUCGGCAGCAAGGAGGCUUUUUCGUUCAUUUUUACGCAUGCGUAAUUGUCAGUGGUUAUUGUUUGUAGUUAUUAUUCCAUGGCUGCGCAAUUUAAUGCUUAAUACGUAGGCUUUAUUAGGAUAUUUCAUGUCAUGUGAAUAUUUAGGGAAAACUCAUAUACGCAGUGUUUCUCUCUUCAUUCAUGGUGACGGAGUAAAUAUGUUUUUCAGCAAUUCAUUAAAGAAUCUUGAAUGUCUG